Molecule: messenger RNA, 832 nt
Organism: Meloidogyne enterolobii
Lineage: Eukaryota; Metazoa; Nematoda; Chromadorea; Rhabditida; Meloidogynidae
Source: the annotation of a GenBank genome assembly
UUUAUUUGUAUUUUUCUCUCACUUUCUCCUCAAUUCAUUUUAUCUUUUCAGACCAAAAAUAUUUCUUUAUUAUUCCAAAACUACAAUGCUCAACUCAUUUACUCCCCAACAACACCAACAAGCUGUCAGUCAGCAUUUAAGUAUAGAACAAUUACUUAGGGCUGCCAAGCUUAUUGAACAACGUGCUAUUAUUGAAAAAAUGCCCUCCCAAUUUAGUGAAAUUGGUGGCUUUUCUGCCAAUUUUGGAGAAAAAUACGAGGCCCGAAUUUUAGCUCCAAAAUUGAGAACUUUUGUUGGCGACCCAAAUUGUGGCCCAAGCUCUACCGGUUCAAGUCAACGUUCUUCCCCCCUCUCCGCUUCUCCAUCACCUGAUUUGGCUGUUCUUGCUUGUCUCCACUCCCCUCAAUAUUAUCAACAACAAACACAACAAAAUUUAACUCUUUUAGAGUCACAACAACGCCAAUCUAUUUCCACUUCUUCAGCUGCCUCAUCUGUCGCUUCGGGUUCUUCUAUGGCAACAACGACAGAUGCGCGGCGUUUGUCAACACGUCUAGACGACAACUUGUCCCCGUCGGCUUCACAUGGUGUGGGGAGCGGGCGAAGGGCUAGCGGCAGUAGACAAAGCAGGGCAGCCCACAACGAAUUGGAAAAGAAUAGACGUGCCAAUCUCCGAGGACACCUCGAGGCUCUUAAAUCUGUUUUGCCACCCGAGAGUGAUACUCAUAGAGACACAACAUUGUCUUUGUUAACGAGGGCUAGGAACUACAUUAAGGUGGUUUGUGGACGAACAAAAGUCUGCCCUUCUCAAAAAACGAGAAGCUCUUCUAGCUGA